Molecule: messenger RNA, 2008 nt
Organism: Lytechinus pictus (painted urchin)
Lineage: Eukaryota; Metazoa; Echinodermata; Echinoidea; Temnopleuroida; Toxopneustidae
Product: protocadherin Fat 4-like
Exons: 3
Coding region: 82-1914 (610 amino acids)
Biological process (GO): homophilic cell-cell adhesion
Cellular component (GO): plasma membrane
Molecular function (GO): calcium ion binding
Source: RefSeq, a predicted model, not a curated record
UCUUUAUAGGUAACUGUCACUGUACUUGAUGAAAAUGACAACGCACCUGUCUUUACCAAUGGUCCAUACACUGCUUCCAUCAUGGAGAAUGUGGUGACAAACUCACCUGUCAAGACUGUCAUGGCAACGGAUGCAGACCUGGACACCAUCAUCUCCUACAGUAUCAUCGACGGUGCAACCAACCUAUUCUCCAUCGACUCCACCACCGGUCAGAUCAAGACCAGGGGUGUGAUUGACCGGGAAUCUUCCGCCGUCUACCAGCUCCAGCUCCAAGCAUCUGACGGCACGCUGAGCUCAACGACCACCAUCGACAUCGAUCUCCUGGAUGAAAACGAUAAUGACCCCGAGUUCUCCAUGUCCAUCUACUCUUUCUUGGUUCCAGAAGAUGAGCUGGUGGGUGAGGAUGUUGGUGUCAUCAUAGCAACAGACCCUGAUGCAGGCUCAAACGGGGAGGUGGUAUACUCUGUGGUGGAGGAAGGAGCUCCUGGAGAAGAUGUCUUUUACCUGGAUCCGAUGACAGGAGCUUUCAGGCUACAACAAACACUAGAUUAUGAAGUGAAGCAGCAUUACUACUUGACAGUGACGGCUACGGACAAGGGAUCAUCUCCAAGGAGUUCAAUGGCCACAGUCUACAUCAAUGUAGAGGAUGUGAAUGACAAUGAUCCAAUCUACAACCCUGUCUACUACAGUGAAGAAGUGCCUGAAGAUGUGGCCAUCGGGACUUCAGUUGUCAGCCUGACUGCCACUGAUCUUGAUUCAGGCUUGAAUGGAGAGCUGCAGUUCAGCAUUGUUUCAGGUGACCCAUCUAAGAGGUUCACAGUGUACCCCAAUGGAACCAUAGUGACCAUCAGGAACUUGGACAGAGAAGAAGAGUCCUUCUACAACCUUGAAGUGGUUGCAUCCGACAUGACGCUUGACCCAGCAAACAGGAGGUCCAGUACAGCACAGGUUUCCAUCAUCGUGACUGACAUCAAUGACAAUGCUCCUCGCUUCACAAGCCCCGAUUCUGUUGAAAUCGCAGAGAACACCCGUACCAAUGUCAUCAUCAUGGUCCUACGUGCAGAAGAUAAGGACGUGGAGCGGAACAGCUAUGUGGAGUAUUACUUGCUGACAUCCGGUGUGCCUUUUGCUGUAAGCAGAGUUGAAGGCAACAUGCAAGUGACCGGUUCAUUGGAUCGUGAGACAGAGUCCUCAUACAAUCUCCUGGUGCAGGCAACAGACAAAGGCACCUCACCUCAGUCAAGCACCAUGAAUGUUACCAUCUACAUCACAGAUGUCAACGACAAUGCUCCAGCAUUCUCAAUGACACCCUAUGAAGCUACUUUGGAUGAAGACACACCCAUAGGUUUGGAGUUCUUGAAGAUCAUUGCUUCUGAUCCUGAUGAAGGACUCAACUCCAUCAUUAGAUACUCCAUCUUCAGUGGUGACAAUGGUCAAGCUUUUGCCAUCAAUGCUGUCACUGGAGUACUCUCUGUCAAUGCCGCUCUAGACUAUGAACAAAGGUCAUCUUACACCUUGACCAUCCGUGCUCAAGAUCAGGGCUACUCCACUCAAGUUAGCUCCACUACUGUUACCAUCACUGUGACAGAUGUCAAUGACAAUGCACCAGUUUUUCAAGGUUCCUACUCCCCUAUGAUUACAGAAAAUAACCUCCCCAAUGCUGACAUUGUCCAAGUCUUUGCUGAUGAUGCGGACAGCGGCUCGAAUGGGAUGGUCAACUUCCGAUUGGAGUCUGAUUAUAAUGGUCUUUUCACCAUUGGUUCUACCAGUGGAGUGAUCCAGGUUACCGAUGCCUUGGAUUAUGAGGACCAGAAUAAUUUUGAAUUGAUCGUCAUUGCUGAAGAUUCAGGUAAGACACAAUUUCUUCUUUCUUGCAGCCUUCCCCCUUCCCUUUCCUCUAUGUUUGGAGCAUAAAUAAAUAUUUUUGCUUUUUCUAUCCAUCAAGAACUACAAUGUGUGGUCCUUUCUGUACAGGUUUCUUUAUGAUCAGGUUGUUUUAGUUUUCUUG